Hyla sarda is the source of this 1460-nucleotide messenger RNA. It is a transcript of the gene RPUSD4, whose product is annotated as RNA pseudouridine synthase D4. The coding region runs from base 315 to 1214 and encodes 299 amino acids. Gene Ontology annotation, biological process: pseudouridine synthesis. NCBI's taxonomy places the organism in Eukaryota, Metazoa, Chordata, Amphibia, Anura, Hylidae. The transcript is spliced from 8 exons. The record is from RefSeq and is a predicted model, not a curated record. Gene Ontology annotation, molecular function: pseudouridine synthase activity; RNA binding.
GCCAGGUCCGGUGUCGGCUGCGGUCAGUGAAGCCGGAUGAGUGACGUCCUCUGCUAUCUCCGCUGCACAAGAUCAGGGACGUCCCUCAUUCAAUGCUGCUGCCGCUGUGACUAUUCUAAGGUGGCUGCGGUUGGGCUGCCAGCGGCGACCACACUGACCAGCGGCGGAUGCAGCGAAUGAUGAGUGACGUCCCUGAUGCUGUGCAGCCGGCAGAGUACGUCACUCAUCCAGCUUCACUGACCGCAGCCCGCAAGACCCGACACCGGACCUGGCCUGCCGAGCGCGGCUAAUCAGGCUCAAUCAAAUGCAGAUCUAUGGGGGAAGCCAUGGAUGCAGAGGCUCCGCCUCCUCCUCUUGUGCUCCAGGAUUUGCGCAGUUGGGUUGUUCGCCCGGAUUCAGAUCUUGUUCUCAUCAAUAAACCCCCAGGCCUCCCCACACACGGUGGCCCCUCCGUGCGCCAUAGUGUUACCUCACUGCUCCCGACGCUGUCACAGAAGCUGUUUGGAAGAGGGGAGGAGCCUCUGCGGGUGUGCCACCGCCUGGACAAGGACACCAGUGGGGCAUUACUUCUUGCGCGAAGCCACGAGGCCGCGGAGCGCAUACAGAGACUAAUGCGAGAGCGCAGGGUCCACAGGGUGUACUGGGCCGUCUGUCUGGGGGUCCCGGCCCCACUGGAGGGUAUUGUGGAUAUUCCGAUCAUGGAGAGAGAAACGUCCGGACCGCAGAGACAUUAUAAGAUGUCUCUGUGUCCUCGGUUCCGCGUCUCUUUGGACGGUUCGGUGCAGCGAUGUCGGGUCAGCAGUUCGGCACAUGAGGCGGUCACACGGUAUAGGACGCUGGGGACCUCAUCGGGGGCGGCACUACUGGAGCUACAUCCACUGACAGGAGUGAAGCACCAGUUGCGGGCCCAUCUCGCCCUCGCGUUGAACUGUCCGGUUCUUGGAGACCACAAGUAUUCGCACUGGGGUCGCCUGGCUCCGCAGAAGCUGCCGCCCCAUCUUCUCCGUGCUCUGGCCCUGUUGGGCCCUCAGACUCGCUCCCUUCUGCUCCAUCUUCAUGCCGCCCAGAUCGUGCUGCCGCCCUCUGAUGGGGGAGACCCCAUAGUGCUGCGCUGCUCUCCCCCCAAACACUUCAUGAGGACUCUCCGUAAACUGCAGCUGCGGGUCCCCAGCCUGACAGACAGCGAGGGGCCCCCGGAGGACCAGGUUAUGUAGACACCAGAGGAUUAUGGGACAAGUUUAUUAAAGUUACAGAGAGAUGGUCAAGCGUAAUAAGCCCAGAGGAAGAUGGCGGCGCUCAUCAUGAUCAGGGCGUGGACGUUCACCAGCCGCACCUGUCGGGGGUCUUCCUGGAUGUUGGGGAGGGCCGGGGCCACUUUCUCCUCGGGAUCAAAGUCACUCAGUCCUGAGGGGAGAAGAAGCGUCAGAAAAUAAAACCUAUUACAGAGUAACAAAAAUCCC